UCUCCAAAAUCCACCGCCACAAUUGGACAAGUCCACCGUCUGUCUAUUUGACUGACACCGCCUUAGCGGCUGUCUCCUCCCAGUGGCAACAGACUAUUUUUGCGGGGGGGACAACACAAUUUGGACCGUUUAGUGGGUUCCGUGUCCUCUGUGGGAAGCACAGUGGACGGCGGGAUAACGAGUGACUUGCUUUAGGUCGACAGCGAGGCUGCAGCAUGCUCUCCGUGUUCCUGUCGUGUGUGGAGAUAGCCUUGUACCUUCAUUUGUGCUCUCUCGUGGACUUCGGGGAUGCACACAAUGCGAAGGAAGUGGUUCUAUUGGACUCCAAAGCACAGCAGACGGAGCUGGAGUGGAUUUCCUAUCCACCUAUUGGGUGGGAAGAGAUCAGCGGCGUGGAUGAAAAUUAUACACCCAUUCGCACAUAUCAGGUGUGCAAAGUCAUGGAACCUAAUCAGAAUAACUGGCUUCGAACUAAUUGGAUUAAAAAGGGCAAGGCCCAAAGAAUUUUUGUGGAACUCAAGUUUACCUUAAGGGAUUGUAACAGUCUACCUGGUGUGGUAGGCAGCUGCAAGGAGACGUUCAACUUGUAUUAUCAAGAAACAGAUUCAGAGUUGGGUCGGAGCAUGCGAGAGAACCAGUACGUGAAAAUCGACACCAUUGCAGCUGAUGAAAGCUUCACUCAGGGCGACUUGGGGGAACGGAAGAUGAAGCUCAACACUGAAGUGCGAAUAAUUGGCCCCCUAUCCAAACAGGGCUUUUACCUGGCCUUUCAAGAUGUUGGGGCGUGCAUUGCCCUGGUGUCUGUCAAAGUGUAUUACAAGAAGUGCUGGUCCAUCAUAGAGAACUUGGCUAUAUUCCCAGACACCGUGACAGGAUCUGAGUUCUCCUCCCUGGUGGAGGUUGAGGGAAUAUGUGUGAAUGACGCAGAGGAGGAGGUGGACAACUUUCCCAAGAUGCACUGCAGCGCUGAGGGGGAAUGGCUGGUGCCCAUUGGAAAAUGCAUAUGCAAAGCAGGAUUUCAUCAGAGAGGAGAUGCAUGUGAACCAUGUGGCCAUGGGUUCUACAAAUUUUCCUCCCUGGACCUACAGUGCUCUCGUUGUCCGAUGCACAGCUUUAAUGAGCAUGAGGGUUCCUGGCGCUGCGACUGUGAGGAUGGCUACUACCGAGCUUUUUCUGACCCUCCUUCUGUGGCCUGCACAAGACCUCCUUCAGCACCACAGAAUCUAAUCUACAACAUCAACCAGACAACAGUCAGCCUGGAGUGGAGCCCGCCGGCUGACACAGGUGGACGCAGUGACGUCACCUACAGGGUUAGAUGUCGGCACUGUAGCUGGGAACCUGAAGAGUGUGAACUAUGUGGGCCAAAUGUGGGAUAUUUUCCUGCACAGUCACAGUUAGUUAAUAAUUAUGUCAACAUUGUUGACCUCCUGGCCCAUGCCAACUACACUUUUGAGGUGGAAGCUGUCAAUGGCGUGUCUGACCAGAGCCGCACGCAAAGGCUGUUUGCAGCAGUUACCGUUGCCACUGGACAAGCAGCUCCAUCCCAGAUCAGUGAAGUCAUCAAGGAGAAAGUGCACCAGCGUAGCAUCCAGCUCUCCUGGCAGGAGCCCCAGCAAUCCAAUGGGGUCAUCACAGAAUAUGAAAUCAAAUAUUAUGAAAAAGAUCUGAAGGACCGGACCUACUCCACAGUGAGGGCCAGAUCCACAUCAGCGACAGUGAACCAUCUGAAACCUAGCACAGCUUAUGUUUUCCAGAUACGGGCCUUUACCCAGGCAGGAUAUGGAACAUUUAGCCCCAGAGUGGAGAUAAUGACCAAGGAAGAGGCAACUGCUGCAAUUGUCUCCAGUGAGCAGAACCCUGUCAUCAUCAUAGCGGUGGUGGCAGUGGCAGGAACCAUCAUCCUGGUGUUCAUGGUGUUUGGCUUUAUCAUUGGGAGAAGGCAUUGUGGGUACAGUAAAGCGGAUCAAGAGGGAGAUGAAGAACUUUACUUCCAGUUUAAAUUUCCAGGCACCAAAACAUAUAUUGACCCUGAAACCUAUGAGGAUACAAAUAGAGCUGUCCAUCAAUUUGCCAAGGAGCUGGAUGUGUCCUGCAUUAAAAUGGAGCGAGUUGUCAGAGCAGGGGAGUUCGAGGAGUUGUGCAGUGGGCGAAUAACAUUACCUGGAAAACGGGACGCUUCGGUGGCCAUCAAAACAUUAAAAAUGGGUUACACUGAGAAGCAGAAACGAGACUUCCUCUGCGAAGCCAGCAUUAUGGCACAGUUUGACCAUCCCAAUGUUUUGCAUCUUGAGGGAGUAGUGACAAGAGGAAAACCAGUGAUGAUUGUUACAGAAUUCAUGGAGAAUGGCUCAUUAGAUGCCUUCCUAAGAAUGCAUGAUGGUAAAUUCACCAUCAUUCAGUUGGUUGGCAUGCUGAGGGGCAUAGCAGCAGGAAUGAGAUAUCUUGUCGACAUGGGCUAUGUUCAUCAAGAUCUUGCAGCUCGGAACGUCCUCGUCAACAGCAACCUUGUAUGUAAAGUAUCUGACUUCGGCUUGUCCCGGGUAUUAAAUGAAGAUCCUGAAACCGUCUACUCGACAACGGGUGGAAAAAUACCAGUCCGAUGGACUGCACCAGAAGCUGUCCAGUUCCGUAAAUUCACUUCUGCAAGUGAUGUUUGGAGUUAUGGCGUUGUCAUGUGGGAGGUCAUGUCCUAUGGGGAAUGGCCAUACUGGGACAUGUCCAAUCAAGAUGUAAAUAAAGCUCUCCAGGAGGGCUACCGUCUUCCAGCGCCUAUGGACUGUCCCGCAGGCCUUCAUCAGCUUAUGUUGGAUUGCUGGCAGAAAGAUAGGGGAGAUCGUCCCAAAUUUGAUCAGAUAGUCAGCAUUCUGGACAAAAUGAUUCGAAACCCAAACACACUGAAAACGCCAGUUGGAACCUGUACCAGACCAAUUACACCACUGCUGGAUCAGAGCACACUCAAUUUUGGGGCUCUUCACUCAGUGGAAAAGUGGCUGGAAGCCAUCAAGAUGGAACAAUACCAAAAUAACUUUACAGCAGCUGGCUACAGCUCCCUGAAAUCUGUGGCCAGGAUGUCAAUUGAGGAUGUCAGGAGCUUGGGUAUUACACUGGUGGGCCAUCAGAAAAAGAUCAUGAGCAGCAUACAGACGAUGAGAUCGCAGAUGCUGCGUCUUCACAAUGCAGGUGUCCAAGUCUGAUGGAAGCAAAACAACUUGUAUAGAGUUGAAUAAAUGGAAUAUCGUGCCAGCCUCACGUACUUUCGGUGUGCCUGCAGUGGGAACAUUUUUUUGUCUCCAAUGAGACAUUGCGGACUUGAAGGAGAUGACAAUUGAGAAGCAACAAUGGACGAGGCAAAUCGGAUUUCUUUCUUUUUUCUUUUUUUUUCAAUGAGCUAAUGAACACAUCAAAUGGUGUGUUAAGAAUUAGGUGUUUAAACUUAAAGUCACACACUAUUGGCGAUGGUUUUCCUUUGAAAACGGUUUGUUUUCUUCAACUUGGAAACAGGGUAUACUCAGUAGCUGCCAAAAAUGGAGAAAACGUACUUUCAGGGUGGGUUAGGCUACGGGAUAGAAUUAAAAUCUUUUUUUAACUUGGACUUGGGAACAGGGUAUACUCAGUCUUAUCCAAAUAUGGAGAAAGUGUGUUUUCUUUUGACCUGUGGAAACUAUUUCAACCUCCUGUACUUGUUGGAAGAACACUUUUCUGAAACCGUUAUUUUCAAUUCCUUUAUGUGCUACACUGAUAGGCCUUGUCAACACGGGAACACUUGUGGGCUUUAGUUUGAUGGGUUGAAAACAAGGUUGGAUCCAUACACGUCGACGUCGGAUCAAUAAUUUGUUAUGUCCAGACAGAAAUAGAUCAAAGGGUGAAAUUGAUGUAGUACACAUGCCAUGCCUACAUGUGGCGCUCUAAGCCAGGGGUGUCCAAACUAAGGCUUUCAUCCUAAAUCUGGCCUGUGGUAUGUCUUGAAACAGUUUUUAAUAAUAUUCAAGUUAAUAUAAGUUGCUUACUUCUUCUGGUUACAGUCACUUAAGUUAGCCAAAGGCCAUCUAUUAUUUAAAUGAAGCUAUUCAAACAACAUUUCAUGACCAUUGUGCAAACAAAUAAAAAAACAACACAUUUACAUAAAUAUACCUCUUUUUUAGCUUUAGUGGUGCUAUACUGUUAAUGGCGUUGCACAGGGCAAAUUUUAUAAAGUAAUGAUCGGACAUUACUUUAGUGUACGGGAGUACCAUCACAUCCAGGACAAGGACUAGGUCUAUCAUAUUACCAUUGCGAUGCGUGGGUUCAUUUAUUAUUUGUGUAAGACACAUCCAUCCCUCCAUCCAUUGUCUACCACUUGUCCCUCUCGGGGUCACGGUGGGGAGCUGUAGCCUAUCCCAGCUGCAUUCGGGCAGAAGGUGGGGUACACCCUGGACAAGUCACCACCUCAUCGCAGGACCAACACAGAUAGACAGACUACGUUCACACUCGCAUUCACACACUAGGGCAGGGGUCGGCAACCCAAAAUGUUGAAGGAGCCAUAUUGGACCAAAAAUACAAAAACAAAUCUGUCUGGAGCCGCAAAAAUGAAAAGCCAUAUUACAUACAGAUAGUGUGUCUUGAGAUAUAAAUUGAAUUAAGAGGACUUAAAGGAAACUAAAUGACCUCAAAUAUAGCUACAAAUGAGGCAUAAUGAUGCAAUAUGUACAUAUAGCUAGCCUAAAUAGCAUGUUAGCAUCGAUUAGCUUGCAGUCGUGCAGUGACUAAAUAUGUCUGAUUAGCACUCCACACAAGUCAAUAACGUCAACAAAACUCACCUUUCAUGCACAACGUUAAAAGUUUGGUGGACAAAAUGAGACAGAAAAAGAAGUGGCAUAAAACACGUCCUAGAAAGUCGGAGAAAGUUAUACAUGUAAAUAAACUACGGUGAGUUCAAGGACCGCCAAAAUUAGUAGGACAAAACGGCGCUCGCCAAAUACUCGAAUCAGUGAAGCAUGUUUAAUAUAAACAGCUAGUGUGCUU
Nerophis lumbriciformis (worm pipefish) is the source of this 5001-nucleotide messenger RNA. It is a transcript of the gene epha7, whose product is annotated as eph receptor A7. Gene Ontology annotation, molecular function: protein binding; transmembrane-ephrin receptor activity; ATP binding. The record is from RefSeq and is a predicted model, not a curated record. Lineage: Eukaryota; Metazoa; Chordata; Actinopteri; Syngnathiformes; Syngnathidae. Gene Ontology annotation, biological process: protein phosphorylation; axon guidance; ephrin receptor signaling pathway. Gene Ontology annotation, cellular component: plasma membrane; dendrite.